Molecule: messenger RNA, 1047 nt
Organism: Babesia bigemina
Lineage: Eukaryota; Apicomplexa; Aconoidasida; Piroplasmida; Babesiidae
Product: replication factor C3 protein, putative
Exons: 2
Coding region: 1-1047 (348 amino acids)
Biological process (GO): DNA repair; DNA-templated DNA replication
Cellular component (GO): DNA replication factor C complex; nucleus
Molecular function (GO): ATP binding; DNA clamp loader activity; DNA binding
Source: RefSeq, a predicted model, not a curated record
AUGAGUGUCGCUUUGGGCGCUCCCUGGGUGGAGAAGUAUCGCCCGGAGUCGUUCGACGACAUCAUUUCUCACGAAGACAUCAUCUCUACCCUGAUGAUCUUCACUGAGAAGGGGCAGUUGCCGCACCUGUUAUUUCACGGCCCACCAGGCACUGGUAAGACGUCUACGAUAUUGGCGGUGUCGCGGUUCCUCUACGGGUCACACCGCAACUCGUACGUGAUGGAACUGAACGCGUCCGACGAGAGAGGCAUAGAGACCGUCAGGGAGCAGAUAAAGACUUUCUCCGAAACGUCUAACUCCUUUUCGAGCGGCGUCGUGGGCUCGGAGUCCGGCCCGCGCACCAACCUCAAGCUGAUCAUUUUGGACGAAGCCGACCAGAUGACGAAUGCGGCGCAGAAUUCUCUGCGCCGCAUUAUGGAGAUUUACUCGUCGAACGUGCGGUUCUGCCUGAUUUGCAACUUCAUGAACAAGAUCAUUGCUCCCAUCCAGUCACGUUGCACCGGGUUCCGCUUCCCCCCUCUCAAGGCCGAGGUGGUGAAGCGCCGCACCGCCGAAAUUGCGAAAUUAGAGGGCCUGAACGUAUCAGAUUGCGCGUUGGACACGUUGGCCGAGGUUGGCCAGGGCGACAUGCGUCGCGUUCUGAACUGUCUGCAGGUCACUGCCAUGUCCCUCGGUUCCACCCCCGACAAGGUGAUAGACAGCGAUGCGGUGCUGGCAACGGCUGGUCUGCCUAAGCUGUCUGAGGUUAACGUUCUGCUACAGCGGCUGAUGCAGGACCCCUUCAAGGCAUGUGUGGAGCACGUCACCUCCCUGCACCAGGCCCAGGGCUACUCCGUGGAGGACAUUGUCAUGGCCCUCUACCGCGCCAUUCUGCGCAUCGACUGGCCUAACGUGGUCGUGGUCCAGCUGCUCAUUCGCCUGGCAGAUAUCGAACAGCGCAUGUCUGCGGGCGCCAGUCCGUACAUCCAGAUCGCAUCGCUCGUGAGCGCAUUCACCGAAGCUCGCUUCGAGAUUGAGCGCCUCAAGUUCGACCUAAACUUUAACUAA